GAAUCUGGCCCAAUCUGGCAACGCUGCUUGUGGAAGUUAUACAGUUUUCAUCCGGGUUAUUGUGUGGUCUGGUCACACGUCAAGAUGGCGACACACAUGUCGAGGUGUAGAUCCUGGAGCCCCGUUCAAAGUUAUUCUGUGUAUGAUUCCAGGUAUGGGCUCGCAGCCUACAGGAGUUACAGCGGGGGCGGUGGGUACCCCAACAUCCCCCUGUCCUCCCCGCUGCCCGGGGUCCCCUCCCCGACGUUCGCGUCCGUGGACGGCCUGGAGAAGAGCGAGACCAGGAUCACCACUCUGGAAAACGGCCUGAGAGUGGCGUCUCAGAACAAGUUUGGUCAAUUCUGCACUGUUGGAAUUUUAGUUAAUUCCGGGUCAAGACACGAGACGAAGUAUCCCAGUGGGAUUGCUCAUUUCUUAGAGAAACUUGCCUUUUCUUCCACAGCUCAGUAUGGGAGUAGAGAUGAAAUUCUUCUGACGUUAGAGAAGCAUGGCGGAAUAUGUGACUGCCAAACAUCCAGAGACACCACUAUGUAUGCAAUCUCUGCAGAAGUGAAGGGCCUGGACACGGUGGUCAGCCUGCUGUCAGACGCUGUGCUGCAGCCUCGCCUGCUGGAUGAGGAGAUCGAGAUGACUCAAAUGGCCGUGCGUUUUGAGCUGGAGGAUCUGAACAUGAGGCCAGAUCCUGAGCCGUUACUCACAGAGAUGAUACAUGCUGCAGCGUACCGCGGGAACACGGUCGGCCUGCCGCGCUUCUGUCCCGGCGACAACGUGGACAAGAUCGACCAGGCCGUGCUGCACGGCUACCUGCGCAGCUACUACUGUCCUCAGCGCAUGGUGCUGGCCGGGGUGGGCAUUGAGCAUGAGCAGCUGGUGAAGUGUGCCCGCCGGUACCUGCUGAACACCAGGCCGGUGUGGGGCGAGGCCACGCCCACCGACGUGGACCUCUCCGUGGCCCAGUAUACCGGCGGCAUCGUCAAGAUGGAGAAGGAUAUGUCUGACGUCAGUCUGGGCCCCACCCCCAUCCCAGAACUUGCACACAUCAUGAUUGGUCUGGAGAGCUGCUCGUUUCUGGAGGACGACUUCAUCCCGUUCGCGGUGCUCAACAUGAUGAUGGGCGGGGGCGGCUCCUUCUCCGCAGGCGGGCCGGGGAAAGGCAUGUUUACCCGCCUCUACCUCAACGUCCUCAACAGGCAUCACUGGAUGUACAACGCCACCGCCUACCAUCACAGCUAUGAGGACAGCGGCCUGCUCUGCAUCCAUGCCAGCGCCGACCCCCGACAGCUUCGGGAGAUGGUGGAGAUCAUCACCAGGGAGUUCAUCCAGAUGGCGGGGACACCCGGAGAGAUGGAGCUGGAGAGGGCUAAGACCCAGCUCAAAUCCAUGCUUAUGAUGAAUCUGGAGUCGCGGCCGGUCGUCUUCGAGGACGUUGGUCGCCAGGUCCUCUCUACAGGGAAGAGGAAGCUGCCCCACGAGCUGUGUGCGCUCAUCAGCAACGUUACCACCAGUGACAUCAAGCGCGUCACCUCUAAGAUGCUGCGCAGCAAGCCGGCGGUGGCGGCACUGGGAGACCUCACGGAGCUGCCCUCCUUCGAACACAUCCAGGCCGCCCUGUCCAGCAAGGACGGGCGCCUGCCGCGCACCUACCGCCUGUUCCGGUAGACCCCGCGGACCCCCUCUGCCCUGGACCCCCACCACCAUAUAUGUACAUAAACCGUAAAGGGAACCUGGAGACCCACUCACACGACAUCUCGCCCCAUGCAGAGGGGCUGUGGGGGAGGGGACUUUGUUCUGGAGUCCACCCCAACCAGGAGAUGUGGAGAGUAUUUAAUUUUUUUGUCAUUUUUAGUCUGUGUGUACUGUGUACCCAGCUGGAGCCUUUGUCAUUUGGGAGGACCUGUUUUUUUUUUUUACAUUUGGGAUUGUUUAACUGGUCACCCCAAAUAACAAAUGCUGUACCUAGACUUGACGAGCAGAGAACCGAAGUCCCGCAUCAAUCAGUAGCAAUUGUGGUUUGUGUGGUAGUUUUCCCUGUAGGCUUCCUGUUGUGUGAUUCAGAGGUUGGUCCUCUAUUUAGAUGAGCCUUUAUCUUCAGUUUGAGGAGGCGGGAUAAACAAAUUGUUUUCAGUUUUGCCUCUGUUCUUAAAGGAGAGUUAGGUGGUUUGCUCUGAUGAUACUUGGAUUCAGGUCGCCCUCCAGGCAAACUGCUUAAUUUGGAGGCUUUCUGUACAUUUGGCUUAUUGUCGUGCUAAAAUACCAGAUAAAAUGAAAACUUGGAAUUUCUCAGUCAUCGAUUGGUUACCCUGUGUAAGAAUGUUUUAUUCAAUUCAAAUUCAAAUUACUUAAUUUUUCCGUUAGGAACUUCAGAUGUGGAGGAGCAGCAGGGUGUGUCCAUACCCAACAGUACAUACAAUAAACAAAAGAAAAACACGCACACACUCGCAAACAUACACCAUCAGCCCUGCAGAAAAUAAAAAUAAAAAUCCUUGCCUAAGCCUAAUAAAUAAAUAGUAUUAUUACCUCGAUAGUGGAGGAUGAAUAAAUAAAUAAUUUAAAAAGAUUCCAGGUAUUAAAACAAGAGGAUACAGUUCAAGGAGGGGUUAAACCAUUCAAGAGUCUUAUGGAUGCCGGGACAAAACUUGACAGGGCUCUGUUUGUCCUUACUGUAGGGGCUCUGUAUCUGCGGCCUGAGGGUAAGAGGGAAUACUGGCUGUGUAGAGUGUGUGUGAUGUCAAGGGUGAUUUGUGUUGAUUUCUGCUUAGUCCUUUUGUUGUAUAUAUUGAUGAGGGAUUCCUGCUGUUGUCCAAUUAUUUUGCUGCUCAGUUUGAUGAUUAUGUUUCGUGGGUUCCUUUGGAUGUUGGACAGUGCUCCGAACCAGGAGGUGAUGUUAAAGGUGAUUAUGGAUUCAAUGAAACAUCUGUAGAAUGCUGUCAGAACGGAUUGGUGGACCUGGAGUUUGCGGAGUUUACGAAGGAAAAAGAGACGUUGCUGGCACUUGGAGUGGAUGAUAUCAGUAUUUGUUUUGAAGUUGAGUUUGUGAUCAAUUGUUGUCCCAAGGUAUCUGUAUGUGUCAACCCUCUCUAUCGGCUGGUUGUUGACAGUCAGAGUGGGGAAGGUGGCGGGGGCCUUACGGAAGUCUAUAAUUAGUUAUUUUGUUUUGGUGAUGUUGAGGUCAAGGCAGUUCCGCCUGCACCAGUCUAAAAAGGUGGCCAGCUUGGACUCUUAACUGAUCUAAUGAGUUGGUGGAGUCCAUGAUGACGUCAGAAUACUUGAUGUAUGUGAUGUCUGGGUUUGUGCUUCUGCAGUCGUUGGUGUAGAGCAGGGCUAUUCAACCUCCUUAAGAAGUGGGCCGAAAAGGAAAACCACUGGGGGUUCAUGGGCCACACAGAGUAAAACUACGUGAAUGAAAUGCUACAAAUAAAUCGUACUUAAAGUAGUGUUAACUUAAUAUAGUACUACUACAUGGAAUAAACUUGUCCGACGCAUUCCUUCCUUCUUCACUUUUAAUCGUAUCAUUAUAAAAGAUUUUGUUCUCACAUAUUUUGGACACGUAUUUAGAAUUCAACAAUGUUGUUUGAAUCAUCACAAAACAGAACUACUGCACAUAUGAGACAUUUUGAGCCAGUGAUUCUGUGAGAAAGAUUGCACUGCCUUGUUUGCCUAGUUUGGCUCCUCAGCUUCUCAUAGGUCAUGGAGCAAAGUGCCCUUGUUCUAAUGUCAUUCAUAUGAGAAAAGCUAGACUCACACGUAUCGGUCGAGCCAAACAUUGUCAGAAUAAGUGAUGCCAGUUCCUGAUUGUGGGGUACUGAUACUGGCUAGUAUCACCGGCUACAAACAGAAACCUGAUUUGCAUGCAACUAUGUUUCUCCUUUAUUUUAUUUAUUUUUUGCAUGCUCUUGCGAGCCAGAAAAAAAUUAAGAGGGGCCGCAUUUGGCCCACGGGCCGCUAGUUGAAUAGGCCUGGUGUAGAGUGUAUAAAGAACUGGUGAGAUGACAGAGCCCUGUGGAGCACCUGUAGAGAUCCUUCUGGAUGAGCUAAGGUGGCCGUUAACUCUCACUCUCUGGUGUCUGUCUGUCAGGAAUGAGAGGACCCAGAGUAUGAGGUGGGGAUUGACAUCCAUCUGGCUUAGUUUUUGUCCCAUUAGAUGGGGUUGCACAGUGUUAAAGGCACUUGAGAAGUCUAUGAACACCAGCCGUAGAAAUGACUUGGGCUUCUCAAGGUGGGUGUAAGCUCUGUGCAGCAGCGUUAGUGUGGCGUCGUCUACCCCUCUGUGACGUUUGUACGCAAACUGAAGCGGGUCAGCAUACUUACUGACCUCUGCCUGUAAUUGUGUGAGAAUUAGCCUCUCAAAGCCUUUCAUGACCAGGGAUGUUAAGGCCACAGGUCGAUAGUCAUUAUCACAGGUUGGUUUACUCUUUUUGGGCACAGGGCAUAUGAUGGAAGUCUUCCAGACUGAGGGGAUAGAGUGUUCCGCCAGUGAGCGGUUAAAAAGGUGGCAGUAGACACCAGCAAGCUGGUUGCUGCAGGCCUUCAGCAAGCGGCCACAGAUCUGGUCUGGCCCUGGUGCUUUAUUUGGCUUCAUCCUUCUCAACACCAGCUCAACCUCCGCCUGCUGCAGCUCCCGAUUUACAUAGCCCGGUAUCCUAGCAGUGAGCUCCUCCAUUAGCUUCUCCCUCUCCUGUGUUUGGUCCAAUUUCUCAAACCUGCAGUAGAACUGGUUAAGGUUCUCUGCCAUGUCAAUGCAGGCUUGUUGUUAGAAAAAACCUUAACAGUCUUAGUAGGGACAACAUUGCCUCACAGAAAGUUAUGUAGUCAGUUACCACAUCAGUAGCCUCCUCUAGGCUGUUACCCUGCGUUAGCACCUCCCACUCAGUGCACUCGAAGCAGGCCUGAAGAGUGUCAAUUGCAGCAGAAUCCCACUUUUUCACCUGCUUCUUUAUAACACCCUCCCUUUGAAGCUUUGUGCGAUAAGCGGGGAUAAGAUGGACAACGUUAUGGUCCGCAGUACUGAGAGGAGGUUUUCUAAAUGCCUUGUAUGCGUUCUUUACAUUACCAUAACAGAGGUCAAUUGUUUUAUCGCCUCUGGUAGUGCAUGUAACAUAUUGUUGGUAAGUAGGAAGUAUUUUAUUUAGUCUACAGGCAUUAAAAUCCCCGAGGAUGAGAACAGGUGAGUCAGGGGAUGCGUAAAAACUAGAGCUGUCAAGCGAUUAAAAUAUUUAAUCGUGAUUAAUCGCAUUAAUGCCAUAGUUAACUCACAUUAAUCGCGAUUAAUCGCAAAUUCGUUUUCUAUGCUAAAUAUCCCUUGAUUUCUUUGUCCCAUUAAUUCUUCUCGUUUUAAUUAUCUUAUCAACAUGGUGAAGUGCAUCGGCUUGCCUUGUGCAAAUUAUUUUUUAUUGAUUACAACAUUGGCAUAUACUGAUCAAAACAGGAAGAUACAAAAAAAGAGCUCAUAGUGCAAUCAAAAUCUAAGCAGUCGUUUAGACUGCUUUGAACAAAUGUCUUUUGAACAUAGCAGUCAGGCUACUGGUUCUUUGUUUUGAGCCAAAGAAAAAAAAAAAUAUAUAUAUAUUUAUUUUUUUAAUAAAAGAUUUGCGUUAAUCGCGCGAUAAAAAAAUUGACGCCGUUAAAAUUGGUUUGCGUUAACGCCGUUAAUAACGCGUUUAACUGACAGCUCUAGUACAAACAUCUAAUUUGCCGAAAUUGAGUGAUAGGUUAUACCUAUACAAUUAAGAAAAAUCAACGGUGGGCCUCUUCAUAACUAAUAUAUAUAUUAUUUUAAUUCAAUAAUGUAAAAAUUUUUACAAACCUUAAUUUUUGGUGCCCCCCCAGGUACUUGGUGCCCUACGCACUCUGCGUACUCUGCGUAUAGGGAGCGGCGGGCCUGGGUAAGACGUUAUGUUUUUAAACAUAACACUUCCGCCGUCGAAAAACUCUCCAAGGUAAGACGUUCUGUCUAUAGACUGUAUAAAUUGCGAUAAAAGAAGGGAAGAGACAAUUUCUCACUUCGACAAGCAACGGCAGGUCGUUCAUUUUGUCAUAUAAAAGCUGUUAAAUUCAAUCAUCGCACCGACCGGCAUAUCCGCACAUAAGUCACGUGAUCUUAAAUACAGUGUCCCUAUAACACAAAACGAAAACAUGUCAAAACAGUAUGAUGAAUUAUGUCUACAGAGCCAACACAAGACUACACCACGUUGCUCAAAUGUAAUAUUACUCUCCUUGAGCCUCCCGAAAUGUCUUUACACUUUGUUGCUCAAACUUAAUAUUACUCUUCUCUUGAGCCUCCCGAAAUGUCUUGCAAUAUUGACAUCCCCCUUCUCCCCCUGCAGACUGUUUUAGUUGUUUUAUUUUUUCUUACGUUUUGUGUGUAUGCUAUGUGUGACUGUUGGCUACUGCUGCCUGUCUUGGCCAGGACACUGGCAGAGAUGUUUAAUCUCAAUGAUUAUUAUUUUCAACUAACCAAUAGUAGUUGCCUUGCAUUUUAAAAUGUCAAUGCACCUUUCAGCCCUGAAUAACAGUAAAAGCUAUUUAAUAUUU
Gadus macrocephalus (Pacific cod) is the source of this 6531-nucleotide messenger RNA. It is a transcript of the gene pmpca, whose product is annotated as peptidase, mitochondrial processing subunit alpha. The transcript has 13 exons. The record is from RefSeq and is a predicted model, not a curated record. Gene Ontology annotation, cellular component: mitochondrion. Gene Ontology annotation, molecular function: metal ion binding; metalloendopeptidase activity. NCBI's taxonomy places the organism in Eukaryota, Metazoa, Chordata, Actinopteri, Gadiformes, Gadidae. Bases 85 to 1659 code for a protein of 524 amino acids.